UUUACCAGUUAACAGUUUUGUAAUCCUUGUCUAGACUGUAGCUAUUAAUGCAAAUUGUAUUUAACUAUCUAGUGGUUUUAAUAAACAUCAUUUUAUUAGCUUGAAUUGUUUAAAAUCCCUAAGUAAUUUUACUUGACGGUGAUUUGUUUAUGUUAAUAGUAUAUAGUAUAGAUACGAGUUCUCAAUUCAGCCAUUCAUGAAAUGUUAUGUUAUCGAGAAUUGAAAUCCCAACGAUAAUGUGUGUACCACUGAUAAUAUUUAGGAACCUUGCUCAAGUAGACUGCUGAUCUAAUUAAAGGAAGUACCUAGAGUCAGGUGAAUAUGUAGCAUUCCUUAGUGAAUUGUUGCACUCAAAGUCAAAACCACUGCAUGCUCUUGUCCAAGUCAAUCACAAAUUAGUAGCCUAAGGGAAGAAUGUUUGGUGAAUUGAAAACUGCCUCUAAGUAAUUUCAAGAGCUCCUGAGUUUACUAAAAAAACACAUUUUUGGGUAUCUUUGUAACACAAUUUUGUCUAGGAAGAACAUAAUUUAUGAUCUAAGGCCAUUAUUUAUGCACAAAUGAUGUAGUAGCUCAAAAAAGUUAAUGCUAGAUACUCUACUCUACAUUCACUAGAUAUUUGGUUUAAGAUGAGGAUAAAGAAAUAGUCAAAAUUAAACAAUUACCUAAAAGUAAUGAACACUUGGCAAACCAGCUCUAUCUAUGUUCAACCAACAAAUGGCAACACGCACUGUAGCCCAAAACACCUUUAUCACUGACUCCAAAUGGGACUGCGCUUCUUUCUUUAAAGUUGACGCUUAAAAUGAUAAGAAUCGAUUACGAUAUAAAAGAGAAUGACCGGGAGAUAAGACCAACAUAUAAAGAAGUGGCAAAUUAUAUCCUAGGCCGGAUUUUGUUCAACCAAUUGUUUGGAGUUGUUUGGAGCAGCUGGCGUUGAUAGAAAUGAAAUAAAGCGACGUCUCAUCGUUACCAAUCUGGAAUAGUACAUCACGUCGAUUCCAUAUUGUACUAAUGAAGAUGCCAAUGGAGGAACAAGACACUGCGCAUGGGGAGAUUUCCUUUCCUCUGAGAAAAUUGAGAAACUUAGAAGAAAAAGUUUCAAGCUCUCAUUGUGAUGUGCCCCUCCUGCUUAAACAGGAGUUAGAUAGUUUACUUAUUGCCGCCACAGAGCUUGCAGCCAAAGGUGAGGAUGUUAAUAACCCAGGAUGUCAGCGUUUCUACAAUGAUGCACUCCCAUUAUCAUUUACAAAGAUUUUAACUGAUGAUACAAUAUCAACAUGGAAUAUUAAUGUCCUACAACGUGUGAUUUUAAACUGCGAGAAACUUGUUAAAUUAUGUGCCAUGAAACUUGAUGAUAUUAGAUUCGUGAAUCUUCUUUCAAUGGCAUUCAAUCCUUACAAUAAUUUUCACACAUUUAACGCGUCAAGAACAUGUGGCCUGUCAACAUCUACUACAACAGCCACCGGUCAAGAGUCUACUCAAGAGACAGAGGUUUUUGCUAAGUCAGAAGAUCACAAGACACCCAGGCUGGUUUAUCUAAUUAAUGUAUUUGGACAGGCCGGUGGGUUCGCUAAAAUGAGGGAACGAAUUGAAAUCAUUAUGGGUUUGAAAAAGACAGAAUUAACAUCUGAGAACGAAGAGAAGGUCAUCAAUGACAACACCGAGAGUGAGGAUCAGAACAUGGAUGUCACCGAGAGCAUGAGCAGCAGUACUGAAAAUAUUGAGGCUUCGAUAUCGUCUGGCUCUGCUCCGGUGUCUUCUCUAGAGAAGUCCACAUCGGUUAAUAGCCAAGAGGCUGCUGUAUGGCAAUUACUGCUGCCACUAAGACUUUGCCAUGAUCUAUUGACGCGUCACACACUGGGCGUUUAUCUUUUGCCAGUUAUGGAAUUUGUCCCGUUUACCUUUCAUGGAAGUACUCUUGAGGUUCCUUCCUGCACAGCUCCAAGUACAUCGGGUGCAACUGAAAGCAUGGAGACCGACCAACCGAUUGAAAUACCACCUAGUGAAGUCACAGUACUAAGAGGUCACGAGACUGAGGUGUUUAUUUGUGCUUGGAAUCCUAGCGCGGAUCUAUUAGCAAGUAGUUCUGGAGACAGCACAGCCAGAAUUUGGGAUAUGACUGAUAAUGCAACAAGUAUUCCAAAUCCACUUAUAUUACAUCACUGUAUUCAAAAUAGUGGAACAGAUGUACCGACUAACAAGGAUGUCAUAACUCUUGAUUGGAAUUGUGACGGUAAUCUAUUGGCCACUGGUGCUUAUGAUGGCUGUACCCGUAUUUGGACAAUCGAUGGGAAACUUGUCUCAACAUUAGCUGAACAUAAAGGACCCAUUUUUGCUGUAAAAUGGAAUAAAAGAGGAAAUUAUAUAUUGAGUGCAGGGGUUGACAAAACCACUAUUGUCUGGGGUGCUGCCGCAGCUCAAUUCACUGAACAGUUCUGCUUCCAUAAAGCACCAGUGAUAGAUGUAGAUUGGCAAACAGAUAACACCUUUGCAUCCUGUUCAACGGACUCGAAAAUAUUUGUGUGUCAAGUGAAUGUUGAUAAGCCAAUUAAGACUUUCUUAGGUCACACAGAUGAAAUUAACUCUAUCAAAUGGGAUCCCCAAGGACAACUUCUAGCGUCUUGCUCUGACGAUAUGACAGUAAAGAUUUGGUCUAUGGAGCGAGAUACCUGUAUUCACGACUUACGAGCUCAUACUCAGGAAAUAUACUCCAUAAAGUGGUCACCCACUGGUCCUGGGACUCAGAACCCCAACAUGAACGUAAUAUUAGCAAGUGGCUCUUUCGAUUCCACUGUGCGUAUUUGGGAUGUGGAGAGAGCUGCAUGUGUUCACACGAUGACAAAACAUAUAGAACCUGUAUACGGUAUUGCUUUUUCUCCAGAUGCAAAGUUCUUGGCGAGUGGAUCAUUUGAUAAAUGUAUUCAUAUUUGGUCCACACAAACGGGAUCUCUUAUUCACUCAUACAAGGGAACUGCUGGUAUUUUUGGGGUUUGUUGGGAUUCCAGAGGCAAUAAGAUUGGUGCAUGUGCUGUGGAUGGAAGUGUUUAUGUUUUGGACUUACGCAAGCUGUAGUAUUAUGUUAUUGGUUAAAGAUUUUAUACUACAAUAGUUUCUGGUUUUCAUAUUUUGGAGAUAAUUGUACAAUUAUUAAAAAAUUAUUAUAUUUAUUAUAAAAUCAAAUAGAUAUAUCUAAAAGAUACACUCAAAAAAAUACAAAUUAUGUAUUAUAUAACUUCUUUGAGCUUGGAAACUUGUAUAAAAGUUUAGUUUAACUAAUUAUAUAUAAUAUAAUCAAAUUACAUAUUGAACCAUUGGCUAUGUAAACAAGGUCCCAAUGAAGAUAUUGUAUUACAAGUUUGUAUUAAAAAUAAAUAAAUAAUAAUUAGACAAUGACAUAAAAAUUAAAAUUAAUAUACAAGUUUUUGAUAAAAUCCUUAUUUUUUGUUAAUGUAACUUCUACUUGUAGAACCCUUGGCUUAAAAAAAGGAAUCACAGAUUUAAUUAUUAUUUAUUGAAUCAUUUUACUUUCAUUU
Molecule: messenger RNA, 3530 nt
Organism: Pieris rapae (cabbage white)
Lineage: Eukaryota; Metazoa; Arthropoda; Insecta; Lepidoptera; Pieridae
Product: F-box-like/WD repeat-containing protein TBL1XR1
Exons: 16
Coding region: 1009-3069 (686 amino acids)
Biological process (GO): regulation of transcription by RNA polymerase II
Cellular component (GO): histone deacetylase complex
Molecular function (GO): protein binding; transcription corepressor activity
Source: RefSeq, a predicted model, not a curated record